CGAUGCUCACGUUCAAGAUGUCCCGUCUUAUUGAUUUACGUUCUUCUUUUUUAACACAUCAUGAUCACCCUGUAGGCACAGCUGUUUUGUGACACGUUUAAUUCCCAAAACAAAAGGAAAAUCAUAAAUAAAUAAACCAAUGGGUUCCGAAGUUGAGGCGAAAAAGCCAAAAAUAAGUGUAAAUGCUGGUGAAAAUAAUCCAAAUUGUGCGCAUUGGGUGCAUCGCAAGAAACGUUACUGCAAAAUGACAGUCAAGGCUGGGCAAAGGUAUUGCGGAGAGCACCAGCCUUCCGUUUUUUCGGAGUCAUCUCAACUCGCAACCGAGGCCGAUGAUAACGUGCGCAUCCCUUGUCCCUUGGAUGCAAAACAUACAGUUUUUAAGAAAAAACUACAAAAACAUCUGCAAAUUUGUAACGCACGAGACAAAGGCGAUGCUCCAGCAUACAUAGAAAAGGGCAUAAAUUUGGGCAUGACCGAUGUAGUAUCUACUGACUACAGCAAAUUAAGGAUACAUGAUUUGCCUGAUGAAGAAUUCUAUAAAAUAGUAUCAACUAUAAAAGCGUUAUAUGCAAAAUUUGUGGAAAACACCAUAGAGUCGAUACAUCAGCAUCACAAGUUGCUAGAAACGGAAUUGGCGAAUUCGGAUUAUGGCCACGAGACGAGAAAGCACUUGCUACAGGCAUCCGCACUCCUAGGUAUAUUGGACAGUGAAAAGCAAAUACUGGCAAGUACGAGCUAUGUAGAAUUUGGUGCAGGUAAAGGCCAGCUUGCUUACUAUUUAGCACAUUUGCUAGUCACUACCGCUUCUCAGGUGGUGCUUGUUGACCGCAUGUCGUUGCGUCACAAAAAAGAUAAUAAAAUCGAAGAUCGGUCGCUAGUGCACCGCAUUCGUGCAGAUAUUGCUGACUUUCGCAUGAGUGGCCUGAAAAAGUUGCGAAGCACACGACGCUGCGUAGCCGUUUCGAAGCAUUUGUGUGGUGCGGCUACAGACUUGACGUUGCGCUGUAUAACGCAACCUAGAUGUAUUGAUGAAGAUAGUAAAUCUCCUGGCACUGAAUAUGUACUUAUAGCACUGUGUUGUCACCACCGCUGCGAUUGGCAAGUGUACGUAGGUAAAAGCUUUUUUCAAGAGCACGGGCUGACGAGUCGAGAGUUUGCUGUGAUCACCAAAAUGGCAAGUUGGGCAAUCUGUGGAACAGGUAUGAGUCGAGAACGAAGACGCGCAUUAGAGGAACAAUCACAAAAGCCCGAAGAGGUAGCUGAUGCUAACUCCAAACAGCGACUGAGUUUGGCUGAGCGGGAACGCAUUGGUGGCAUGUGCAAACGUAUUCUUGACUAUGGUCGAUUGCAAUAUUUAAGAAGCCAUGGCUUUAAAGCGACGUUAAAGUACUAUGUAGAUCGAGAUGUGACGCUGGAAAAUGUCUGUCUUAUUGCAAGAAAAAUCGAUUCCUCUGAGUGCCCAGAAGAUGAAAAGGAGCCCUCCAACUACUGAAAAGAUAGUUGUCUGUUUAUUGAAAUGUUGUAAAUUGAAUUGAAUUAAAUUUAUGUAUGUAUGUA
Rhagoletis zephyria (snowberry fruit fly) is the source of this 1557-nucleotide messenger RNA. Its product is annotated as tRNA:m(4)X modification enzyme TRM13 homolog. NCBI's taxonomy places the organism in Eukaryota, Metazoa, Arthropoda, Insecta, Diptera, Tephritidae. Gene Ontology annotation, biological process: tRNA methylation. The record is from RefSeq and is a predicted model, not a curated record.